AUGUCGUCCUUCAAGCGGCGUGGGACUUCCGCGGCGGCCGCAAGUUCGUGGCCGGCUGGCGUGCGGCCUUCGUCGUUCUCCUCCCCCGUACCCCUCGUGUCCACUGGGGUGCCGGCGCUCGACGACAUCCUCUCUGGCGGCGGUCUUUCUUCCGGCUCCAUUCUUACAAUCAUCCCCGCCACCGGCACUGCCGCGCUAUCUGCGGCUCAGAUCGGCUCUUCCGCUACCUCGGCAGCAGCUCGGGCCGAGAGCGACCACAUCUCCCGCGCGGCCGCCGAGCCCUACGCCGAGCUCCUCCUCGCCUACUCGGUCGCCCAGGGCAUCGCCGCAAGGCACAGAGGCAUCGCCAUCGGAGAAAGCGUCGACUCCUUUGCUCACAGCCUCAUGGCGAGGGCCGGCGAUUUCGACGAAAAGGAGCUCGAGCGACUGAGGCUCAGCGGCGAGUCAGUCGCCCCACAGGACGACGAAUCGCUUCCGGGGCCUUCGGAGCGCCUGGGCACCGUGCCAGAUGAAGAUAACGGCCCAAAGGCAGGCAGAGCGGCCGAUACGGAUCCACAGAGCAACAGGGAGAUGAAGAUCGCAUGGCGCUAUGAGAAGAUGACCCAGUUCAAGACCACAGUCGAAGAUUCGUCAAAGGGGAAAGAUGAGGCCGAAGCGUUCUGUUCGAUAUUCGACCUCUCUCGACGCAUGUCGCCUCGUCUGCUGUCCAAGGCCAAGGCCGACGGCUUUCUCGAAACGGUCGAGAUCGACUUCGACGAACUCGACCCUUUUGUCAACGACGAUGAGACGGCAGGCAGCAGCUACGACCUCGCGCUGGCGCGGAUCCGCAAGCACGCCGACCUUUGCCGCCAGUACCGCCGCUCGGCUCCGACCUCGCCCUUGCCCGUGCUCCGCGUCGCGAUCCGUUCGCUCGGAUCGCCCUGCUGGCGAAUCAGACGGGGUCAGAGGGUCGAGACCGAGCUCGUCCGCUUCCUGCUCAGGCUCAAGAACCUGAUCCGCUCCCUUGCCCUACCCGGAUCGAGCGGCAGCGAUGCCGUCGCUAGCAGUAGCACUGCAGCAACCGAAGCCGCCAUUCCUGCGAUCGCCACCAUCACACUCUCGCCCUAUCUGCUCUCAGCCAUCCAACCCUCCAGCCCGUCACCCGCGGCUUCAGUCUCCGCCAACCUGAUCCAUCGCGUCUCACACGUGUCUGAUGCCUGCAUCUCCCUCUCCGCCUUUGCGCCAUCGCCAGCGCUGCGGUCUGCCUUCCCGAGCUACACGGGCGCGCUCAAAGUGCUCAAGACGCCGGCACUCGGCACGCUGACAAACCCAUCGAUCCGCGCCUCGGUGCUGCGUGGCAUGGGGGCGGGAGCAGCAGCGCGUGGAUCCGACACGGGGUCGUCUGCAUCGGCAUUACUCGGAGGCAGCGGCGCCGUGGGAGAGGGCGGUGCGGGCGGGGGCGAGAACAAUCUGGCGUUCAAGGUGAGGCGCAAGAGGCUCGUCAUCGAGACGCUGCACCUGGACGUCGAAGGCGGCGUCAGCGAGAGGAGGACCAAGCCGCCCAAGAAUAUGGACGACGGUUCCUCCGCCGGCAAAGGACACAAGCCAGGCCGCACCACCGCGAUCAGCUCCGCAGGGUCGACGACAAUUGCGCCGGUCCAAGAAGCCAAGCCAAGGGCCACCACGACCUCUAUUCAGCGUCGCUCACCGACAGCCACAUCUGCCGCUGGCGUCGGGACAAUACCACCAGCGUCGGCAUCGGCGUCAGCCUCGCCAGUCCCGGCCGCUGCUCCGCCACGGUUUGCCGGGCUCAAGAGCCUGCGCGAACGCGGUCUGGCCGCGGCAUCCCAGGCUAUGCCUUCAAUCUCUUCACACUCAGCGAACGACUCGGAGCCCCUAGAAGUCGAGCUAGAUACUCGCCGAUCUUCGCAUGGUCACUCGCACGGGCAUGGACACGGUCCUUUGGGUUCGGGCAGCGUCUCGACACAGCCCGCAGCACGGCGAGGGCCGGUGUUCAAGAGCGACAAGCCGGAAGACUACGAGUUCUGA
Molecule: messenger RNA, 2028 nt
Organism: Pseudozyma flocculosa PF-1
Lineage: Eukaryota; Fungi; Basidiomycota; Ustilaginomycetes; Ustilaginales; Ustilaginaceae
Exons: 2
Coding region: 1-2028 (675 amino acids)
Biological process (GO): tRNA wobble uridine modification
Cellular component (GO): elongator holoenzyme complex; cytoplasm; transcription elongation factor complex
Source: RefSeq, a predicted model, not a curated record